AGAGUCAGCUGAUUUUGAACGUGGAUUUGGAGAAGGUGGAUGUUUGUUGAAAAUACCCUUAAUUUACUACAAUAGUUAGAUUUCCUAGCCAAUUUUGAGAUAUAGCAGUUAUGUUGAGACCAAAAGCGUUAACGCAAGUUCUCAGCCAGGCGAAUACGGGCGGAGUACAAAGCACACUAUUACUAAAUAAUGAAGGGUCCCUGCUGGCUUACUCCGGUUAUGGGGACACAGACGCUCGAGUGACAGCCGCCAUUGCAAACAGCAUAUGGGCAGCCUAUGACAAGAAUGGACAUCAAGCCUUCAAUGAAGACAAACUCAAAUUCAUUCUGAUGGAUUGUAUGGAAGGAAGAGUGGCCAUAACACGAGUAGCCAACUUGCUGCUCUGCAUGUAUGCCAAAGAGACUGUGGGGUUCGGCAUGCUGAAAGCCAAGGCUGAGGCCCUUGUGCUUUACCUGGAGGAACCAUUAACCCAAGUUGCAGCAUCCUAGGGGAGAAUUUGUUUGCGACGCCACCGGUAGAUUUAUUUUGAAAAAACUGUUUGAUCCAGCUAAGAGAAUUUUGGAGCUAUUGUUGCAUAAUAUUUGUACACUUUGCCUGUUCUCCUUGAACCAUCAGUGUGAAUAUGUGUUGGGGAACUGUUUGUUUAUAUGCUGAAUAUUGUAUUUUUGACUCAAUGCUCCAAUAGGCCUUAAAUGCAAGCUUCAUACACAUGUAUGAAAUAUUUUGGCUGUGACUGCUUUCAUAAGCAUGGUUGUGUGCCAGGAAACACUGCUCUACUGUUGAUACAUUAACUUUGGUAGAUAUAUCUUAACUUUUUAUGCUAGCUAAAAUCGUAAUGUUGGUGUCCAUUAUCUCUAAUGCAUGUCCUAUUGAAAGAGGGUUACAGUAUUGGUAAUGAUUAGUUAUGUGAUAAAGGAUUGUGUAUAUUUAAAUUUCCUCUCAAAACUAUCAAAUUAUAUCAUGAAUAUUGUAUGCAUUUUGGUUUUGCUGUUGAGUAAAAACAAAAACAAGUGUG
Osmerus eperlanus (European smelt) is the source of this 1015-nucleotide messenger RNA. RefSeq names its product late endosomal/lysosomal adaptor, MAPK and MTOR activator 2 (gene lamtor2). The transcript is spliced from 4 exons. Gene Ontology annotation, cellular component: Ragulator complex. Gene Ontology annotation, biological process: cellular response to amino acid stimulus; positive regulation of TOR signaling. The record is from RefSeq and is a predicted model, not a curated record. Gene Ontology annotation, molecular function: molecular adaptor activity; guanyl-nucleotide exchange factor activity. NCBI's taxonomy places the organism in Eukaryota, Metazoa, Chordata, Actinopteri, Osmeriformes, Osmeridae. The coding region runs from base 111 to 488 and encodes 125 amino acids.